CAUUGCCGGGCCGGCGUGCGGUGGGGCCGGGCGAGCCUCCCCAAGAUGCAGUGCUGAGCCCCUCAGAUCCCCGCCAUGGCAGCCCGGCUGGUGCAACGCUGCUGCUGGCGGCACCUCAUCACUUUUACCUGCGCUCCUGCUGCUGCCCCGGCUGCUCUGCUGCUGCCCAAUGGGAAGCUGCCAGCAGCCAGAGCCCUGCCACACACACCUGUUGCCUCUAUCCACACCUCCGUCCCCUCUGCCUGGAAUGCAGACAGAUUCUCUGUCAAAGAGCAGGUGGAAGAAAACAGUAACUCAGAGCACAGAGCGAUCCUGAAUCUCAUUGAGGCAGCCACAAGUCCUCAGGAACUGUUCCAGCUGGGUGAACUUCACUCUCUAAACAGCAACCAGGCUUCGCUGGUGGUUACUCGACUUUCUUGGCUUGCAGUGGAAAAGAACCUGGAAACAGGGGACAUUCUGCAAGAUGAACGAUUUCGGCAGCUUAUUGAGAUUGUGGAUUCUCAGAUAUCUCAGGUGUGGAAUAACACCUUGGUGGGCCUCCUGAAGAGCCUGUACUCGCUGGGGAUGGAGAGCAGCAGCAGGGAGGUGCAGUCUGUGGAGCAGGAGGUGCUGUGGCGGUUGCGGCGCCUCACCUUCCGCCAGCUCGCCUCCUUGGCAGAGUUCUUGGCUGUCAAGCAGGGCAAGGAGAGCAAACUGCUCCACGAGGUCAUCAAGAAGCUGGAGCUGCGGUGGACAGAACUAGAGGGCACCAGAACCGUGGUGAUGCUGAUUGCCAAGGUUGGGCACAUCUCCUCAGUGCUGAUGGACCGGUUAGAGGACAAGGCUCUGGAGCUUGCUGAGCAGUUCAGCCCUGAGGACAUAAGGAAAAUCACGCUGGCUCUGGCGUACCAGAACCGGCGCAGCGUGCCUCUGCUCCGUGCCAUGUCCUACCACCUGAUUCAGAAGCACUCAGAGCUCAACCUCAGCGUCCUGAUGGACCUGAUUUUCGCCUAUGGAAAACUGAAUUUCCACCAGCCCCAGGUCUUCCAGAAGAUAGCCACUGACCUGCAGCCCCACGUUUCUGCAAUGACACCCGUCGAGGUGACGCGCUGCAUCCGCUCCUUCGCCCUCCUCAAGUGGCUCAGCCUGCCUCUGUUUGAGGCCAUCUCUCAGUAUACCCUGGACAAUGCCAAGCAGCUGUCCAUUGCCCACCUGUGCAGCAUCAUCCUGUCUUUUGCCCGCCUUAACUUCCAGCCCAGCGGAAGCGAGGACUUCUUUAACAUGGCCCAUGAGGAGCUGCAGGGCCAGCUGGACAGCCUGGAGCCCCAGCUGCUGAUCGACCUGGUCUGGUCACUCUGUGUGCUGCAGCAAGCCAAGCCUCCCUACCUGCAGCGUGUGCUGGCACCCGACUUCCACGCUGUGAUCCAAGGCGAUCUGUCCCCCAGGGCUCAGAACUUGCGGAUGAAGCUCAUCCAAAUCAAUGCUGCUGCCAAGCUGGAGAGCCCUGAGUACCAGGGGCCGUUCCUGCCGGCUGGGAUGCUGAGUGCUGCAGAGCCAGCAGCAGAGAAGGUCACCCUGCUGCAGAGCAGCUUGCGGGAGGCCCUGGCAGGCGUGCUGGGCAGCCAGGACACCGGGCGCUGGGACGUGCGCACCAUCUACGGCUGGCAGAUCGAUGCUGAAAUGGUGCUGAACAGCGAGAAUAAACCUCUCCCCUUGAAGAACUUUGCAGCUCCACAUCUGCCCCACUCAGAAGGGACAAAGCCGCUGCCACCGGGUGCCAGGAGGGUCGCCUUCCUCAGGUGGGAAUUCCCAAAUUUCAGCAACAGGAGCAAGGAGCUGCUGGGCCGUUACGCCAUGGCUCGGCGCCACAUCCAGGCAGCCGGCUUCCUUGUUGUGGAUGUCCCCCACUAUGAGUUCCUGGAGCUGAAGCUGGAGCGGCAGCGGGCGGCGUACCUCCGUGACAAACUCCACAAGGUGGUGGCCAAGGAGCUGGCCAGUUAGCUGUGUUUCAAUAAAGCCACCCUCUGCUGUA
Messenger RNA from Centrocercus urophasianus (Greater sage-grouse), 2011 nucleotides. It is a transcript of the gene FASTKD4, whose product is annotated as transforming growth factor beta regulator 4. Gene Ontology annotation, cellular component: mitochondrial matrix; ribonucleoprotein granule. Bases 76 to 1980 code for a protein of 634 amino acids. Lineage: Eukaryota; Metazoa; Chordata; Aves; Galliformes; Phasianidae. The record is from RefSeq and is a predicted model, not a curated record. Gene Ontology annotation, biological process: mitochondrial RNA processing; regulation of mitochondrial mRNA stability. The transcript has 11 exons. Gene Ontology annotation, molecular function: RNA binding.